GCCGGCUUGGCUACCCGCCCGCCAUCUUGGCCCGCUGCGUGUGGAAGCGACUCAGGCGGUUGGUUCGGCCUCGGUGUUUUCCUUGCAUUUAAGGGGGUGAGCAAGGAGAUUCCAGACUCAAUGAACUGAAAUGUCGGAAAAGUCAGGCCAAAGCACAAAAGCAAAGGAUGGAAAAACAAAAUAUGCAACACUUAGUCUAUUUAACACUUAUAAAGGAAAGACUCUGGAAACGCAGAAAACUACAGUUACAGCACGCCAUGGAUUACAGAGUCUUGGGAAAGUUGCCAUUUCAAGGAGGAUGCCCCCUCCUGCUAACCUCCCCAGUCUUAAAGCAGAAAACAAAGGCAAUGAUCCUAACAUAAACAUUGUGCCUAAGGAUGGCACAGGAUGGGCUUCUAAACAAGAACAACAUGAGGAAGAAAAACCGCCAGAAGUGCCACAGACACAGCCAAAGCCUGCAGUUCCUGCUCCUCCAGAAGCGCCUCCUGUUGCCAAAUCAUGGGCCAAUACCAAGCAAGGUGGGCAGGGUGAUGGUCCUGGAGUUCAAAUAAAUAGCUAUUUCCAGCAAGAGUUUCCUAGUCUGCAGGCAGCUGGAGAUCAAGAAAAGACAAGUAAAGAGAAGGAUGCAGCUGAAGAGCCUUAUGGUCCUGGGCCCAGUUUACGACCACAAAAUGUUGCUAGCUGGAGAGAAGGCGGAGGCAAGAAUCUGAAUUCUCCAAAUUCGCCAACUGAUCAAGAAACAAAACCUCUUGCUCAAGAAGAUGGUAAUGUGCCUGGACCAGUAGAACAGAAUGAUGGCCCCAAGGUACCGGAGAAGAGGGAUAUAAGAAUAGCACAGCCUCCUCCGCCCAAGCUGAAUGGUCAGCAGCAGCCUGGGAUCAUACCUCCGUACCGAGGAAUGAUACCACCCUAUAUGUUCAAUCAGUACCCCAAACUGGCAUAUCCUCCAAUGCAAGGUCCCAGCAGGUUUCCUACUCCAUCUGAAGCCAGCAGAGGGCCACGGGUAAGAGGACCCUCUUCAUGGAGUUCAGAAGCUGUGGAACGCCCAGCCAUCUUAACUGCUAAUGAACUCAAAGAACUUGAUAAGUUUGAUAAUUUGGAUGCUGAGGCUGAUGAAGGCUGGGCUGGAGCCCAAAGUGAGGUAGAUUAUACUGAACAAUUGAACUUCAGUGAUGAUGAUGACCAAGGAAGUAACUUGAAAGGGCAGGAUAGCAGUAAUGAACCUACAAAAGAUUUAGAGACGAAAGAAGCAGAAGAACAUAAAUCAUCUCCUUUGCAGUCAGUUGGAUCCAAAGGGCCCUUCAACAAAAACAGUCAGUUUGACCAGGGGAGGGGUCUGUCACCAGCACAAUCUUCAGUUCUUGAGAGGGGCAGUCCUGGCCUCCAUCCAAAAUCUGUUCUCCAGCAUCCACUUCCAGAUCGCUUGGCAGGGUCAGGAAGACAAGGUCCCUUUCCUGCUAGGCCAGCACCAGAUGAGGAUGAGAUUUGGAAGCAGAGGCGAAGACAGCAAGCAGAAAUAUCUGCAGCAGUAGAACGUGCUCGUAAAAGAAGAGAGGAAGAAGAGCGAAGAAUGGAAGAGCAAAGAAAAGCAGCAUGUGCUGAGAAACUAAAACGAUUAAAUGAGAAAUUUGGCUGUGUAACAAAACCACCCCGGGAAGACCCACUGAAAGAAAAAGAAAAGGCCAAGGAGAAGGAAAUUGAAAAGGAGAAGGAAAACACAAGUGAAAAAGAGAGAGAGAAUGUGACAGAAAGGGAGAGCGAAGAAACAGAAGCCCCAGAGAGAGAAAAGGAACCAGAGAAAGAGAAGGAAGGGGAAGAGAAAGAAAAAGUGGAAGAGACACCUAAAGCUGAAAUUCCUGAGCCUCAAGAGCCAAUCGCUCCAUCUGUAGAGAAGCCACAAGAAGGUGAAAGCAGCAAUGAGGAGGAGAGAGAGUGUCAAGCUGUUUCCACCCCACAAGAAAGCAAUCAUAAUGAAAGGGAGAGUUCUCAUGAAAGUGAACCUGAUUCUGGUGCUCAGCCUCGUCCUGCUAUUUCUUCUGGCUAUUCCAAACAGUUCCAGAAGUCAUUACCACCAAGGUUUCAGAGACAACAGGAACAGAUGAAGCAGCAGCAGUGGCAGCAGCAGCAACAAGGGGUCCUGCCACAGUCCACACCAUCACAACCUUCUAGUGGCCCUGUUCCACCACCACCACCACCACAUAGACCACUGUAUCAACCAAUGCAGCCACACCCUCCACAUUUGGCUUCCAUGGGUUUUGAUCCACGGUGGCUCAUGAUGCAGUCUUAUGUUGAUCCACGAAUUAUGUCAGGAAGGCCUGCUAUGGAUAUGCCACCCAUGCAUCCAGGAAUUAUACCUCCCAAGCCACUUCUGAGACGAGAUCAGAUGGAAGGGGCAGGAACUGGUUCAGAUACUUUUGAUCACGUUACUCGAUCAGCAAGGGAACAUACUAUGCCACUGUCAGAACCACGCAUGAUGUGGGGGUCGGAGGCCUAUCCUCACACAGAGCCUCAGCAGACUAUCCCCCCAAAAGUCACAGAAGAGCAUGAAGUUCUAAGGCCUGAGGAACUUCCAGAUGAAGAGCAAAUGUCUGUUCAAGCAGUUUACUCAGGAGAUCCAAGUCAGUUGGACUCCCAAACAAAGACAGACUUCUUCAAGGAACCCAGUGAAGUGAGCAUAUCAAAGUCUUCAGGCAGAUCUUUAGAGGAUGCACAGCCUCGCCAAACUGACACACCUGCUCCUACAAUAAGUUUUGAAGUAACUGCAGAAAAUGUCUCUCAGAGUUCCAAGGAAGAGCAGGUGCCUGUAGAAGAGAGUAAUUCUUCCCUGAAGAGAAGCAUUUCUCAUGGGUCAAACCAUUCUCUGAAAUCAGAAGACCAAGGGAAUGAUACACAAGCAAAUGUUUCCAAAGUAAACAGCAAACACAUUGAGCCAAAAGAAACAACGAUUGAAAGAGUAGAUAGCAAACUAAAAAAGGAGGGGUUCACAUCUAAUAGACUGUUGGAAGGACCAAAACCUGAAAAACCCUUCAAGCCUAAAUCUGAAACCAGGUGGGGUCCAAGACCAGGUUAUGGCAGAAGAGAAGAAGGUAGUGACAGACCAGUGAGAAGGUCUGGUCCUAUUAAAAAGCCCAUCCUUCGAGAUAUGAAAGAAGAGCGUGAGCAAAGAGAAGAGCGUGAGCAGAAGAAGGAAAAAGAGGGAGAAAAACUGACAAUUGAGAAAAUUAGCAAGAUUGAGAAAAGGGAACUGCCUCAGAUGCCCCCUUCCAGGCUAGAACCAGAGAAGUCCAUUGCAGAUAAAAAAGUAUUGCAAGGCACACCACAAGCUUCAGAGUCUGCAGACAGUCCCGUGCAACCUACAGUUACACCUGCUGUUCAGCAGUCCCAUGUUGUCCAGCAAGCAGCAGUAGUAACCCCUGUGUCUCAACCGCCAGCUGCAGUCCAGACACCCUCUCCUGCAGUUCCGCAGCCACCUAAUCCUCAAACUGCAGUUGAACCUCCGUCCCUCACUGUUCAGCAGUUACCAGUUCAGCAGCUACCAGUUCAGCAGCCUGUCAGUGCAACAAAGGAAGAAAAACAGACAGAGAAAGUAAUGAACAAAGAACGAACCGUAGAAAGGCCUCGAAUGGAAACCAGACCUGUGAAGAGAGAGCCUGGUUUACCUCCCAGAACAUACUGGAAAGAAGCUAGGGAUAGGGACUGGUUCCCAGACCAAGGAUACAGAGGCAGGGGGCGUGGAGAGUAUUAUUCUAGGGGGCGCAGCUAUAGAGGUUCUUAUGGAGGCAGGGGCCGAGGGGGAAGAGGUCAUAAUAGAGACUAUCCACAUUACAGAGACACUAAGCCUAGAGUGGAGCAUGUGCCUUCUGGUCCUCUUAGGCAGAGAGAAGAGAGCGAAACCCGUAGCGAGAGCUCUGAUUUUGAAGUUGUUCCAAAACGGCGAAGGCAGAGGGGAUCAGAAACUGACUCAGACAGUGAAGUGCAUGAAAGUGCAAGUGACACCCUUCUUUCAGACAAGGACAGCUUAAGCAAAGGCAAGCAUUCAAAGAGAGAAGAAAAGGCAGAUGUCAAAAAACCUGCGAAAGCUCUGUUGCCUUUCAAACCUGAAAAUAACAAUCGAGGUGACAAUAAAGUUUUAGAUAAAACUUAUGAGAGGGAAGAUGAAAAUAAGCCCAAACCGGGUUUUCUUCCCAAAGGAGAACCUUCUAGACGUGGCAGAGGAGGGGUAUUUAGGCGUGGGGGCAGAGAUCCAGUUGGCCGUCCACCUCGCCCAUCUACCCUUAGGAGGCCAGGAUACAGAGAUAAUCAGUGGAACCCAAGGCAGGCAGAAACCUCUAAAGUUGAGGAUGGAGAACCCCCACGUAGGCAUGAGCAUUAUGGUUCUAUACCGCUGGAUAAAAGACCACCUGCAAAGUUUGAGAGGAAAUUUGAUCCUGCUAGGGAAAGGCCUCGAAGGCAAAGGCCUGCACGGCCGCCCAGGCAAGAUAAACCGCCACGCUUUAGACGUCUAAAAGAGAGAGAGGCAGCAUCAAAAAUAAGUGAAGCUACAACUAGUUCAUCAUCAAGUGCUGUAGUGAGCAAUGCUGUGAAUGAGCAGCCAAGCACUACUUUAGAUGUUUCAGGAAAUAAGACACCAGACUUGUCCAAUCAGAACUCCUCAGACCAAGCAAAUGAGGAAUGGGAAACUGCUUCCGAAAGUAGUGAUUUCAAUGAGAGACGUGAGAGGGAUGAGAAGAAAUUAGCAGACGUCACGACGCAGGUAGUUGUUAAGGCAGGGGAAAGCAGCACGCUAACCCCCAAAAGAGAGAUCGCCAAGAGAAGUUUUUCCAGUCAGCGACCUGGAAUUGAUCGGCAGAAUCGGCGUGGCAAUAGUGGACCACCCAAAUCUGGACGAAACUUCUCCGGGCCAAGAAAUGAAAGGAGAAGCGGCCCUCCAGCAAGAAGUGGGAAACGAGGACCAUUUGAGGAACAGGUGCCGGUUGUGAUUAGCACUGAGCCAGUCAGCAGCAGUUUACAUCAGGAAGAAAACGGAAGUAGUGCUGCUGUGCUAAAAGGUUCCAAAGAUGCCAACAACAAGAAGCGAGAAGAGUCCAAAGCUGGUCCAAAGAAACCUAAAGAGAAGGUGGAUGCAAUCUCUCAGUUCGACCUUAACAACUAUGCAAGUGUUGUAAUUAUUGAUGACCACCCUGAAGUGACAGUGGUUGAAGAUUCCCAAUCAAAUUUGAACAAUGAUGGUUUUACUGAAGUGGUAUCAAAAAAGCAACAAAAACGCUUACAAGAUGAAGAACGCAGGAAAAAGGAAGAGCAAACCGUGCAGGUCUGGACCAAAAAGAGUUCAAAUGAAAAAGGGAGAUGUCCAAAUUCCAAACUACCACCCAGGUUUGCCAAAAAGCAGCAGCAGGCAUCAGCAGCAGCAGCAGCUGCUGCUGCUGCUGCUGCUCAGCAGGUUCAGGUUCAGGCUCAACCACAACUCCCGUUACAGUGCGUGCCUCAGAUUUCAAGUCCGCAGACUUCAGUUCAGCCACAAUCACAGGCAACUUCUGCAGUGAACAACAACACAGAAUAUGCAACAACAAGCAAAACUCUACAGACUACCACCUCUCAUAAUUCUAUAGGAACUGAAUUAUGGGAUAAUAAAGUUCCACCUACAACGGUCCUCAAUGACAUAUCUAAAAAAUUGGGACCCAUUAGUCCUCCACAGCCUCCCUCAGUCAGUGCAUGGAAUAAGCCUUUGACAUCAUUUGGUUCAGCAACAUCUCCAGAGGGAACAGCACCUGGGCAGGAAAGUGGAAUUGAUUUGGGAAUAGAAAGUAUUCAGUUUGGAGCUCCAGCAUCUAGUGGGAGUGACAAUGAAGUUGGUCCAGUUUCAGAGAAACCCUCUGAGAAGCUUCUGGAACCUAAAGAGCAAAGACAAAAGCAGCCUCGGGCAGGACCUAUAAAAGCACAGAAGCUUCCAGAUUUGAGUCCUAUAGAAAACAAAGAGUACAAGCCUGGUCCAAUUGGGAAAGAGCGGUCGUUAAAGAACAAAAAAGUAAAAGAGGCUCAGCAGGGUGACUCUGAGGGGCAAGAGAAAUCCAGUCCUACUGCUGUCAGAAGCCCAGACCCUAUUACUUCUAAAGAAACUAAGGCCGCUACGGAACUUGGUACUGAGAUAGGAACAAUAAUAUCAGUGUCUGCACCAGAAUUUGGUACAACCCAGAAGGAGUCUGUAACAGACUAUACAACACCUUCUUCUCAUUCCAGCACAGUGGCAACAAGCAGUGCAAAGAUGGAGGAAGCUUUAGUAACUAAUGUGCCCCUGCCCCACACCCUCCCCCUCCCUAGGAGGGAGACUCUACAACAGAGCUCCAGCCUAACUCCAGUUUCUCCCGCUACCAUCGACCUCACCCUCAAGAUGGAGUCUGCUCGCAAGGCAUGGGAGAAUUCACCAAACGUGGGGGAAAAGAAUUCACCAGUUACAUCAUCGGCAUCUCCUGUUACUGGUGGCAGUAGUGGUGGCAGUGGAAGUGGGAACAGCAGCAAUAGCAGUGGACCAGCCGGUGGUACAUACAGCUCUUUUUCAAGUGCAUCAAUGCCUCCCAUUCCUGUGGCUUCAGUUACACCUACAACUUCAUUGUCAGGAGCUGGAACAUACACUACCUCUUCACUUAGUACAAAAACCACCACCACCUCUGACCCACCAAACAUCUGUAAAGUGAAGCCACAGCAGUUACAGACAAGUAAUUUGGCGUCUGCUGGUCACUUUUCCCAGCUAAGCUGUAUGCCAUCGCUAAUUGCCCAGCAACAGCAGAGUCCACAGGUCUACGUAUCUCAGUCGGCAGCAGCUCAGAUUCCAGCUUUCUAUAUGGAUACAAGCCAUCUGUUCAACACCCAGCAUGCACGCUUGGCUCCUCCUUCACUAGCCCAACAGCAAGGAUUUCAACCAGGGCUCUCACAGCCUACUUCGGUUCAGCAGAUACCAAUCCCAAUAUAUGCACCUCUGCAAGGGCAGCAUCAAGCCCAGCUGGGUUUAGGAGCAGCACCUGCUGUCUCCCAGGCUCAGGAAUUGUUUAACUCUUCAUUACAGCCCUAUAGAUCCCAGCAGGCUUUUAUGCAGAGUGGCCUUUCUCAGCCAUCACCAGUGGUUCUUUCCGGCACAGCCUUACACAACUUCCCAACAGUGCAGCAUCAGGAACUCGCCAAGGCACAGUCAAGCCUUGCAUUUCAACAGACGUCCAACACUCAGCCUAUUCCUAUCCUGUAUGAGCAUCAGUUGAGUCAAGCUUCAGGGCUAGGAGGCUCCCAGCUUAUUGAUACACAUCUGCUCCAGGCCAGAGCUACUCUUACCCCGGCCUCAAAUUUGUAUUCUGGACAGGUUCAGCAACCAGGUCAAACAAGCUUCUAUAACACUGCUCAGUCUCCCAGUGCUCUCCAGCAGGUAAACUAUGGCACGAUGACAGUACCUAUACCAGGAUCACAACUUUCUUUGCCCAACUUUGGAACAGCUGGUCAGCCUUUAAUUGCUCUUCCACAGUCCCUCCAACCUCAGUUGCAGCAUACACAACCACAGCCUCCGGCUCAAAGUCUGAGUCGGCCAGGACAAGUGGGUCAACCUUUCAGAGGACUAAUUCCAGCUGGAACUCAGCAUGGCAUUAUAACUGGGAAGAUGUCAGAAAUGGACCUGAAAGCCUUUGGAAGUGGCAUUGAUGUUAAGCCAAGCACACCUCCAGUUCCUGGACGAAGCACCACUCCAACUUCUAGUCCCUUCCGGAAAUAUGAAGACAGAAUGGCUGCACACAUGCCAAAUUUCCAUUUAUUUCAGCAGAACUUGCACAGGGCUGCUUCUACAAGUCCGAACAAUCAGUCCAAUAAAAUGAAUGCCAUUGUCUACCAGAAGCAGUUUCAGUCGGCAGCUGUGAGAAUGACCCAACCGUUUCCUCCUCAGUUCGCACCCCAGAUCCUCUCUCAGCCUAACCUGGUCCCUUCAUUGGUAAGAGCCCCACAUACUAACACCUUCCCAGCGCCUGUUCAGAGGCCGCCAAUGGCACUGGCUAGUCAGAUGCCACCUCAGAUGACCACAGGCCUUUUGAGCCACCCUCGUAUGCCACAUGUGGCCAGGGGUCCUUGUGGAUCACUCUCUGGAGUCAGAGGCAAUCAGGCCCAGGCUGCGAUGAAGGCUGAACAAGACAUGAAGGCAAAGCAAAGAGCAGAAGUCCUUCAGUCCACACAGAGAUUCUUCUCUGAGCAGCAACAGAACAAACCACCUGGAAGCAAAAUACAGAAAGUGGGUGACAAUGGGAAUAAAACCCCUGAGGCAAUGGCAGACUCCUCCUCAGGAGCAUGUCAGGACAAAGUGGAGGAGAAGCAGUGUGCUGCUGCAGCUACAACAGCACCCAAGCCUGUUAGAACUGGACCAAUCAAACCUCAGGCCAUCAAGACAGAAGAAACAAAAUCAUAAGUGCUGUGCCCAUUUAUGCCAAUAUGGGGAGUAAAAUGACAGCAGCACAGGCCUGUAGCCCAAAGGGCAAGGCGUGUUCCUCCAAGGCUAUGAGUGGCCUAAAGAGACGCAGACGUGAACGGCUACAGGCUCGAAAGGUCCAGGGAUCUUGGAGCUUGUAGCUUCCAUGCCACCGCAUGAAUGAGCGUGAUCUUUCUGAAUAGAAGCACCUCUCUGCUUUCCAAGGAUGCAAAAUGAAAAAUAAUGCUUCUGAGGCAUCUUAUUUGCCGAAGGUAAACACUCUCCUGUUUGUUUGCUGCUGUUUCGUUUGGGGAAGAGAGGCAGAUGGGAGAAGGCCAUGCUGGACAGAACUGUCUUUGGUUUUAUGUUGCUCAGCGGCCUAAGAGAAUGUUGGUCCUUAACAACGAACCCAGAAAAUUUAAGACAAUUGGCGAGUCACAGAGCAGUUUAAUCACACAUACAUGCACACACCCCAUUUUGUUCCGUAGAUGUUCUGUGUCAGACGUCCCUAAAAGGCAGGGUGUGACUGCUGCUAUGGUUUCUUAUAGUGCUGAAUUCAGCCGGAAAAAUACCUUAAUUUGACCCCUAUAACACCAGAAAUGCAAAAUUCAAGACGCUCCCCUUCGGAGUUGCAUUGCCAGUCACAUUGAGCUGUAGCUCAGUAGGGCUUAGGGGGAAAGAAGUCUUUGGUCUUCAAACGGUUUUCAGCUUAUGUCUGUAUAGAACAACAAGCACUUGACCUUGUGCCUCAAGAGAGCAUCCUCUGAAAUGGCGCAUUCUUAUAUCAGCUGCAUCGCACCUCCUUCCUGCUCACUGUGUGCUGGGAAAUAGAAUCAAGUCAAAUAAUGCCUUCUUAAUUGUAUCCUUCUAGUAGUAUAGCUGUAGGAGAGUACUGUAUGAUAACUUCUGUGAAUGUAAAAUACCCCAUACCUGCUUAGGAUAUGUAGUUGUGAUUGUGCUAUAGCAGAGCUGUUUUAAUGACGUUACUCUAGACUUUUCAGGCAACAGUUGGAAGAUAAUAAGAGCACCACAUGCCACAUCAGUUUCCUUUACUUCCUCUUUCCUUCCCCAACACUCUUCUGGAACAAGGAAUGAACUAAAAGUCUAAUAUGUAUAAUUUUGUUCAAACGACCACAGAAGCUGGAAAGGUCUGUUGCUGCUAUUGAUGCCUAGUGAAAUGCUAUUGGUUCUUUUUUAUAUAAAUAUUAUAAUUUGAAUUUUUUGGAAACUUAGCUGUGAUGUCAGCUUUGGGGAAAAGAUAUCCACUUGUACUGUGAGUUGGCAUUGUACAGAAAUUAACAGCCAUAUUGGUCUAGAAAUGUUUAAACUUUUUUUUCAUUUGUACAGGGGUAACGCACUGUAUUAAAUAUGUAAGGUCUUAUUUACAUGGGUUUGAUUACAGAAACUAAUAAAAUAUU
Molecule: messenger RNA, 9849 nt
Organism: Elgaria multicarinata webbii
Lineage: Eukaryota; Metazoa; Chordata; Lepidosauria; Squamata; Anguidae
Gene: PRRC2C
Product: proline rich coiled-coil 2C
Exons: 36
Coding region: 131-8431 (2766 amino acids)
Biological process (GO): hematopoietic progenitor cell differentiation
Source: RefSeq, a predicted model, not a curated record